Molecule: messenger RNA, 1713 nt
Organism: Lodderomyces oxycetoniae
Lineage: Eukaryota; Fungi; Ascomycota; Pichiomycetes; Serinales; Debaryomycetaceae
Exons: 1
Coding region: 1-1713 (570 amino acids)
Biological process (GO): regulation of transcription by RNA polymerase II
Cellular component (GO): SAGA complex
Molecular function (GO): transcription coactivator activity
Source: RefSeq, a predicted model, not a curated record
AUGACUACAAAAGUGGCAACUACAACUACGUCACAACCUUGUUCGAUCCACAAUACCACCUCAAAUGGCGUCAAUAAGAAUACAAUUCAUGUCACCCCUAAGACGAUAGGGGUAGGGCCGACAACAGCAACACCUAUUGUUGCAACAACUGCCACUAAUGGACCCGUUCUUCUUCAGCAGCACCAGCAGCACCAGCAGCACCAGCAGCACCAACUGCACCAACAGCAGAAUAAGGGGAAAACCGGUAAGCGACUAGAAUUGGAAAAGCUAAUAAGAGAGUUUCAAAGUAAACUAGGGAAAAACUGGGAAAAAUACCAUGAAACAUUGAGUUUAUUCCUCGUGGGAAAACUAUCAAGGCCAGAGCUUGUGUCAACCAUAACACCUUUGCUAAAAGAGCAAAAACUAUUUCGCUAUCACAAUAAGUUACUCAUGCUCAAUUUCGCAAACGCACUAAAAGACGGCGGCCCUUUGGAUUUCACAAAUGAGUUUGCAUCUUUUUGGAACAAAAAGUUGUCAAAAGCAACUAAAAAUGUGAAAAGCACUCAAUAUGAAAAGUUUAAGCAAAACAUAAUGGGAUUACCAAUAAAGGAGCGGAGAAGAAUAAAGAAUAUCACUAGAGAUAGCGGUAAGCGUAAUAAGCUAAAUGCUGGUAUCACCUUGACCAGACAUACCUUACUACCCAAGAUCCCAAUGAUACAGGAUAAAGAACAACAACAAUUACAGGUUAACAAUUUGGUGCAAUGGCAGCAAGAUGUGUUGAAUGGUAUAAAUACCCCCAUUGCUACUGAAAGCUACGAAUUGCCUGAUACGGACAAUUUAUCAAAGAUUAUGUUGAUGAUAAUGAGAGAACAUGGAUUGACGGGUGGAUUGAACUCCGGUGUGUUGGAGGUUCUUUUAUUAGGGUUGAAAUCGCAUAUGAAAAACGUUGUAGAAAGUGCAAUCGAUGUUGCAAAGUAUCGGGAAAAUAAGUACACUGCUAAUGACUACGUGCCUUAUGAAAGCAGGACAAGUGCAUUUACCAGCAACGGUGAUGCUACUACUACUACUACUACUCCUACUCCCGCCACCACCACUAAUAAAUUAAGCCCAAGAAAAAGGAAAUUGAACGAAAAAGACAGUAACGGAAUGAGUAACAAUGGAAUGAAUAGUGGUGAGAGCAGUAAUAAAGAUAUAAUUCUAUCAGUGGAGGAUUUAUACGAUACAUUUGAAAUGUUUCCUCAUUUGAUUGAACCGGGUGGACCAAGAUUAAGACUAGCAAAUGUAUUACUUGAAAACGAUGAUUGUAUUCAAAGCAAGCAGGAGAAUAAUUAUACAUUACCACCAAAGCCAACAAGCUUGAUGUUUAAUCAUAAUAAUGAAAAGGGACCAUCAGGUAGUCAGUUGAGCCACAAUACGACUGCAGGAAUUAGCAGUACUGCUUCGGUAACAUCAAAUAAUUCGACAACCCCAGCAACUUCUAGUUCAGGUUCAGGUGACACUAUUGUUAAAUUGGAGAAUGGUGCUAGUUCAGGGACUCAAGCUCAGCAACAACAACAACAACAACAACAACAACAACAGCAACAGCAACAACAACAGCAACAGCAGCAGCAUCACCAACAGCAGCAACAUAUGUCGAGACCGCCAUCCCAACCAGCAAUGCCUAGACCCGAUGCUCAUAUAGGAACAACAGAUGAAUUAAAGUGGGUGUUGCAUGAUUUGGUAUCAACCAUGUAA